UUCAAGCGGGGUUGGCAUAAAAGUAGUGGGGCGAUUAUUACAAAAAUAAAACUUAAAUUAUUAAGGUCUAAAGCAAAGUGGAAACCUAUAACACCAAAUAGUUCAAGAAAAUGUUUUUAAUAUUACGUCCGCUUACAAAACUACCGUGGUUUCCUUGACCCGUUAAAUAUGUAUCCGAUCAUAACAACAAUUUACAUAAACGACUGUUUAUUUAGGUUUCCGUAUUUCCGUUACUAAGAAUGAGAGGGAACUCAACGUGGACGCACCUAUGUUACGAAUUCGUUCAAAUAUAGACCACAUUGCGUCCAAUUUAAACUAAGCCGCGGGAGAUGCGGUAAGAUCCCCGCUGACGUCACAAUCACGCAAGGUUGAAGAGGAGAGGGAGCUCAAAUUAAACUGGUUUUAUUUCCCUGGCGCCAAGCUUCGAUCGGAGAGCGCUGCUCUUCGCAAAAACCACUCGACCGAGCGUCGCGAGCGGACGUUUCCGAACCGGUUUUGGCGCGAGUUUCGAACGUCAGAUGUUCCAUUUUCAAAAAUGAUUCGCGCGUUUUUCUUUCUAUUCUUAACGGCUUCGGCCAAUGGUGUACUAACGACUUUUAAAAUCGACGAGGAAUGUUUGAACUUCACAGUGUACCCAGUGCAAUAUGAAUUGACGAUUAUACCGAAAAUAUAUACGACUCAGUCUUUUUAUUAUAAUUGUGAGUUAGUUAUAACUGUUAUAGCUAAUGCUCCACAUGUGAGGAUGAUCGAGCUGGAUGCUAAAGAUUUGGGUAUAGAGUCAGUGAACGUUUAUAAGGAUGGUUACGAUAUAAUUAGUAGGAAUACUCCGUUUAACCACGAUACUGAGAGGGGUAAAUUGUUCAUUUACCUUAGUGAACCGUUGAGGGAAUACAAAGUUUACAACACUCGGUACCAGAUCAAGAUUAAGUUUAGGAAGAAUGUGUUUUACGAUUCGUCGGGGAUAUUUGCUGUUAAGUAUGACGACGAAAUGGAAGGCAUUAAGUACAUGCUCCUAACACGCCUCUCUCGCGGCCAUGCGAAGUACUUCUUCCCAUGCUUCAGCAACGAACGAUUCGAAGCGGUGUUCAAGUUCCGAGUGAACACGCUGACCGGAGCCCAUGGCAUGCAGUACACUAACUCCAGCCUGGUUAUAGCUCAGGAACAGAGGUGGACUACGGACAAAGAAGGCUACAUAUUCAUCGAGUAUCUGCCGUCUCCUCAAGUAUCCUUAAAUGAAGUCGGCUUUGUCUACUCUCAAUUCUCCAACUCUUCCAUCAGAGCAAGAAACAGUAACGACACCAUCGUAAUCUGGGCGCCUGGUCCUUUCCUCGUGCAAUACAAUUAUAUCCUCAGAUUUGGACAAUCAAUGUUGGAAUUUAUUCGUGACUACGCUGGAAUCAAUAGAAAUAUCACGACUGGACCGAUCAAUGUGGUUCCCGUGCCUUCUAAUUUGGAUGGAUAUGAAAUAGGCAGUUGGAAUCUUUGGACUAAUGGCGAUUUCAGAUUAAAAUACCAACCAGAACUCAUUAGCAUCCGUCAGAUCGAGAAGAUGACGUUUGACUUCAUCCAGCAGCUCUGUCGGGUGUGGCUGGGUAACCCGGGAGAAGUGCGGCGGACAACUUGGAGGGAAGAAUGGUUUAAGGAGGGCAUGGCGACGUACUUCGCGUAUUACUUCUUGGGAAAGUAUCACCAAACCGGAGAACAUCAAUCAGGCUGGCCCUACGGUUUCUACGGACUCGAGUCAAGACAUAACGCCAUGAGCGUCGACUGGUACCACAGUACCCCAGCACUCAUCAACUUCAACAGAACACUAGCUGUCGACAUUCCCAACAGACAUAAGGAGUUGGUGACUAUGAAGACAGCUGCUUUGCUGUGGAUGGUGGAGAAUUGGAUCGGUUCUGAGAAGUUCCAUGCGGCGCUGGUGAAAUAUAUUAAUAUGAGGAGAGGAUCCUUCAUCAAUUUGGAAGACUUCAUGAUCAACCUAGAUAAGGAGACCGUGGAGUGUUUCCACCGGUUCUCAAACGGCACCACCUCGUCCAUGGUGCUCAACUCCUGGUUCCGGUACCCUGGGUACCCGGUCAUUAACGUUCAUGUAUACAGAGACAGAUUGCCUAAUGUCAUCACUUUGAAACAGAGGACAUUCUCUUUCACCAAAGAUUUCCGCUAUGACUCCAAGUACCUGAUCCCCAUCUCCUACAUGGCGCAGUACCAGGAGAACUGCUUCAACUGCCACCAGCCUCGGUUCAUCAUCAGCACACCCGUCUACACGUUCGGAGAAAACUUGGAUGGAGGAUGGAUUCUUCUCAAUCGACAUGCUUCUGGAUAUUAUCGAGUGAACUACGAUGAAGAAACGUGGAAGCUCAUCGCCAAAACACUGCGAAACGAACAUACUGCCAUACACGAGCUGAAUCGGGCUCAGAUCGUCAACGACGCCUUCGCUCUCUACACCUCCGGAGACCUGAGCUACCAGCUGGCAACGGAUAUAUUAGACUAUCUGGAGAAGGAACAAAGCUACGUUGUAUGGGAGUCUGUUAUUUCUGGCUUCGAGCUGCUGAAGACGAAGGAUGCUGCUUGCAACUUUACUAGAGCUCUUUAUGAGGAGUGGAGGCAAUUCAUGCGCAAGAACGUGGCAGCGAUCUACGGGCGCCUGAUCCAAAACUUGGAGCACCAGCCGAAGACUCGACUUUUCCGCAGCAAUAUCAUCAAUUUCGCGUGCGCUUUACAGCACGAGUCGUGUGUUAAUCGCGUUCUGAACCUGUACUAUCAAACGAAAGGGAGGCGGCACAGAUUAGACCCAGACUCCCGACAAGCCUGCUACUACGUAGUUCUGCGUGGGAGCGGGGAUGUGGCCUACCAGCUCAGAACAGACAAUCUGACUAGUUUCGAGAACGAAGAUAGAACUAUCGCAAGACAUUUGACGGAAAAUGAACAACGUCUAAUUUAUAGACUGCCUCUCGGAGUAAAACCAGCGAACCUCACACUCAACAGUACAUCUAUCCCACCAACAUCAAGUCCGCAGGCUUCAGAUAAAGACAACCCGGACUCAAGUACAUCAGUUCAAACUUCAAUAGUAAGCUUGAUAUUAGCCUAUCUGGUUACUACUCUAUUUUAAUUUUUGGUAAUAAGAGGGAAGAAUAGCUUUGCGAUCCUAACGAAAUGACGGUAUUUUUUUCUAUGAAAUUCCAUAUCGGGAGAAAACAGUUUCCACUAACUAAAUCUUAACAAAUCACUUGGUUUUUAUGUCGAUUGCUUCAGCAUAUUAUUUAUAUUAUUUAUUUCUUUUGUUAUUUAAAAAAAAAGUUAUCAAGAUUGAGGUCUGAUUUUAUAUUUCCAGUGAUCAUUAAGAUAAUGUUAUUAUUAUGUAAAAAUGUCAUAAUUUUGCAUUCGUAAACUUCGGAGUUAAGGGGGGGGGGGAUAGUAUUUUCUUUUCACUGUUUCCUUCAUCAGUAAAUUUUUUUCACUAUGAAAGAAAAAUAAAAAAAUGUUUUGUAUUAUUUAAAUUGAGCUCUAACUAGACUUUGAAAUUUUGCCCCCUCUUUAUAUUGGGCAUUUUCCAUACUUAAUAUAAACAAAAUACACUUCCAAUAUGUCUGGAUUAGGGUUUUUCAUUACUAUCCCAAAUUUUAAAUCGAUAGCUUAAGUACUUCUCGAGAUAUUUAGUAAUGUGACAGACGGACGGAUGAACAGAGUUGCAUCAUAAGGGUUCCUUUUGUACCAUUUUGAUACGGAACCCUAAAAAUCAUGGAGAAUGGAAAAUAUUUAGAAGUGGAAAAACGUUUUCUCUUUUGUAUCGCCAAGUAUGUGCUAUACUUCCCUCUUAAGGUUAUCGAGUAUCUGUAAGUACUUUUAAGCGCUAUUGAAUUUCGUUUUAAGUGACCCUGAGCCCGAUUCAGAUUGAGCAACUUGUUACGGUUUUGAUAUUAUUUUGACGACCUUGAAGAUCGUUAACGCUCAUUAGUGAAUGCGCAAAGAAGUUAAUGUCGUGCGGGAGAUGCGCGCCUAUCACUAAGAUAUUCACUUGAUAUUACGUUGACGCUCGUCUUAGUGUAAGGCCUGAGUGGACGCUCGCGUUGGGCGUGCAGCGGGGCGCGGCGUGCGGCGUGCAUGUUAAACAAAUGCAAACGUAUAGGAGCGGCCGCAGCACGCUGCUCACGUCACCUGUGAGCCCGACGCCACGCUGCACGCCCCGCCGAACGCUCCGCUUCGAGCGUCCACUCAGGCCUUACACUAAGACGAGCGUCAACGUAAUAUCAAAACCAGUUGAAAACCGUUUCAAGUUGUUAAACUAAGUCCGGCUCCCUAAAUGCAAUUAAUAAGAAUCCAUUUUUUCUAUGGUAUCACCUCACUUUUGUGGUUUCUUAUGUUCAUAUAGUUUAACUUAUAAUGAGAUGUGAUUUCGCUAAGAUUUGGUGUAUGUUUUUUUAUAUUUAUUUCAGUUUAAUAGCCGACGUAACUUGCAUUUUACCCUUCACAAAGUCUAACAAACGUAUUUCUAUUUAUUUUAAAGGAACAUUCCAAUAUAGUUUACUAUGUUAUUGACUCUGUUAAUAAUCUGGUUUUAAAUUACAUUCUUCUUUUUGAACUAGUUUGAUAUACUUAAUGCAAAAAAAUUAAGGGUUUCACCUUGGGAUGACAGAUAAAAGCUGGAAACUUGUAUACACUUUCAUUAUGGUAUUCUGAAGGAUCUCAAAAAGCUAAGCAUAGAUCGUGUGCGGGUCGGAAGUUACUUAAGGUUUAAUGUAAAAAUAAAACAUUUUUUCGUAAAUAUCAAAGUUUCUUUAGAUCCUAUGUUAUUUUCAUCUAUGGAAGAAUUGAAGAGCAUACAAUUUGCUACAAGUUAUGUAUGUAACACUUUUUCAUAGGAUCAGCCGUUUUCAAGAUAUAGGGCCUAUGAAUAAUUGACCUAGAAUCUAAUAACUUUGAACUUUAAAUAAUUUCCGACGCGCACACGAUUUAUGCUUAUAUUUUUAAGAAAACCUUUAGAACACCACAAUGAAGGUAUACUAAUUUCCAGCGGUAGCAUGAUUCCAUUUUUAUCACUUGUCACUAUGGUUAUCACUUUCGCGCUUACAUACUUGUUAGAACUUGACAGGCAUGGUGACAAAUGAUAAAGAGCCGACCAUCUUAGGCCUACUGUUUUCUAGUUCUCAUUCCGAGGUUGAUACCCUUUUUGGGCGUAAAAUGACUGGGCAAACUUGUCGUUUGUGAACUUGUCAAAUAGUUUUUCUGGCACUUUUUUCAUUUAAAUGUAAAGCCUGACAAGAUAUUAAUGGGCUGAGUGUCGCUAGUGUCGCUUGGCAACAUAUUUUCUUCUAUUUUACAUCGGUGACAUUCGAAAAACUUCAACAUCUGUACCCCUAGUGUACAUUUAUUCGAUAGCGAAACGUGACGUACGCGUUUGCGUUAAGUCUCAUUUUGUAUGGGAUUUUGAGUUUCCAAAACGUCCCGCUUGGUGGCGCGCUGUUUUUAAAUCCCAUACAAAAUGAGACUUAACGCAAACGCGUACGUCACGUUUCGCUAUCGAAUACAUUUACACUAGGGGUACUGUUGUCAAAGAGUCUCCUUGCCAGUAAAGAAAAUGAGUGUCACUGAAUAUCCGCAACAUGGCGAAGGCUAGAUAAAAUCUUGUCAGGGUAUAUUUAGUUGCAAUAUAACAUAUUUGUUUAUUGAUGUAUUUGAUUUUGAUGAAUGAUUUAGCUGUUCUGACAUUGUCUAGUCAUUAAUUAAUGAUCAUUUUAUUUAAUCCAUUCGAUAAUUAUGUUUGUUAUUUAUUUAAGUAAUUAGUGUUAGGUCUAGUAAAACAGAAAUAGAUUUUCUUGUAAUUAUUAUUAUUUUAUUUUACUCAAUGCAAUAUGUACAUAUUACACAUAAAAUACUUACUUAAAAUGUAUAAUAAACAGCUUUAAAGAAAUAAAUGUGCCUUAACGUUAAUAUUCGUAUUAGUUAUUUUACAUACAUUUUAUAUAUUUAUAAUACUUAAUACAGUAAAAUAGUAACCAAUUUUGAAGCAAGAGGACGCGUUUGCUUCAAAAUUAAUUGUAUAUUAAAUAAUUAGAAAAUAAAUUAUACUACUUUUA
Messenger RNA from Cydia pomonella (codling moth), 6077 nucleotides. RefSeq names its product membrane alanyl aminopeptidase-like. The transcript has 13 exons. The record is from RefSeq and is a predicted model, not a curated record. Gene Ontology annotation, molecular function: zinc ion binding; metalloaminopeptidase activity; peptide binding. Gene Ontology annotation, cellular component: cytoplasm. NCBI's taxonomy places the organism in Eukaryota, Metazoa, Arthropoda, Insecta, Lepidoptera, Tortricidae. The coding region runs from base 536 to 3112 and encodes 858 amino acids. Gene Ontology annotation, biological process: proteolysis; peptide catabolic process.